GACCCUAGCCCCUCCCGUUCCUCACUCGCGCCGCCUCCCGCACGCACUCAGCUCGCGCAGGCAACGCGCCGCCGUCGCUCAGCGGCCCUACCGGCGAGGCGUCGAGUUCUUCUUGCUUCUCCACUGACGGGACAGCGCGUGGAUCCGGAGACCUCUGGGCUUCGGAAGGAUGGCGCUGAGGGGAGUCUGGCAGCUGCAGAAGCUCGUGGUAAACUACUGCGACUGGGGAGGGAGCAGUAGGGGCAUCAGGGCCUUCAUGGAGGCACAUCUUCCAGCCUUUAAGGAAAAGAAUCCACACUUAGAAGUGGUGACAGAGCUUGUCCGUGGUCAACAUCCUAACUUGAAGGGAAUUUACAAAAACCAUAACGAGCGAGUGGUCUGUGUGAGAAACUUACCGCCAGAGGAAAUACUCCUGCAAGCCACCAGGCUAAGGAACUCCCUGGGCAGGAAAGUGGUGAAGCUGCGAACCAGACACGUAACGAAACGGCCCAGUGUUCAGGGGACAUGGACGACGGAACUGAAGAUGUGAGCCAAGGUGCCACCAGCCAAGGGGUUUCGGUGUUCUUGGUGGUGUGAUUGCAGAAAAUGUCAGCUGUGUCAAUAACUUUUAUAGAGCUGCCGUUAUGCUAGCCUAUUUCAAUAGCCAAACUGUUUACACCCUUUGUUCCCAGUACAUUCUGGCAAUAACAUAUAGAUACACUUGGAUUUCUUGUUAGUGCCAGGCCGUCACAUUUGACAUUUCAGUAUGGUGAUAUCUGUCUCCUAUAUUAGACCAGUACCUUGAUGUUUCAGCUCGCGAGAUUUUGUGAA
Molecule: messenger RNA, 810 nt
Organism: Sorghum bicolor (sorghum)
Lineage: Eukaryota; Viridiplantae; Streptophyta; Magnoliopsida; Poales; Poaceae
Product: 54S ribosomal protein L51, mitochondrial
Exons: 3
Coding region: 170-529 (119 amino acids)
Biological process (GO): mitochondrial translation
Cellular component (GO): mitochondrial large ribosomal subunit
Molecular function (GO): structural constituent of ribosome
Source: RefSeq, a predicted model, not a curated record